AUGUCUGCUGCAGACGGUGAAUAUCAACCAGGCACUGCCGAUGCCACUCAAAACGACUACAAGUCACGAACAGGACAAAGCGAGAUCCCAGUCGUUUCUGAUGAGACGAGAAUCGAGGAUCCCAUUGACGGGAACACAGCGGACUCAGAUGAGCAACUAGCACGCGACGAUAAAGAUGCCAUUGAUCAAAGCAACAUCAUUGAAGAUCGGACCCGUGGGGCGAGCGCCAAGCAAGGUACCUAUCGAGAGCCUGGUGAUGAGGAAGGUCUAGGAGGAAAUGAUGGUCGUAGCCGUGUUGCCGGAGGACCAAAUUAG
This is a messenger RNA of Exophiala bonariae, 315 nucleotides long. RefSeq lists its product as uncharacterized. Lineage: Eukaryota; Fungi; Ascomycota; Eurotiomycetes; Chaetothyriales; Herpotrichiellaceae. The record is from RefSeq and is a predicted model, not a curated record. The transcript has 2 exons. The coding region runs from base 1 to 315 and encodes 104 amino acids.